CUUGGUUUUAAAUACACAUAAUAUGUAUAUGUGUUUCAUUGUUUAAAUGAUGGGUGUCCAGGAAAUAAAAUAAACAUGAUGCCAUCCAUCUGGCAUCACUAUUCGCGGCGAGAAAAUUACGAACACGAAGCGAUGAAGAAGCAAAUCAAAAGCAGCGGAGCCAACAGCAGCCAACAGUAGUAGAAAAGCGUGGAAAGUGCACAUAAGUUUCAAGUUUUAUUUUAGUAUAGAAGUUAUUUUCCAAAACAAGUAAAAAAUCUGGAGCGACUAUAUUAAGUGGCAGGAAAUUUGUGAAGCAAGCAACAUUUCGGUAUUUAGCCUAAAGGGUUAGCUUGCGAAAGAAUCAUACAAACUGUUUUGCUGAAUAGCGGCGGUAGUUUUAACACAGAACGCAGCGCGUAGAGGUGAAAGAAAUAGAGCCGACGACGACAAGCAGAAAAGGAAGAGAAUAAAGGAGAAAAGGCAAACCAAAGCUAUUGCACCAACAACAACGACUACAGUAACAGCAACAGCGGUCGACAACUGCUUUUGGUGUUUCUUUUUUGCAUUUUGUUUUAUUGGCGCAUACACCCGUCUUGGCAGUUAACGCAGCGUGUGUGUGUGUGGGGGAGAAAACAACUAUAGGAAAGUAGCAGCGAAGGAGCACAACAUUCAGAUUUUCAAGUCGACUACACAGUGUGACAGUGCUUGCAUUUAAAUCUAUAUUUGUGAAAACAAGAAAAAAUAGCCAGCAUUAUAAGAAGCUGUGAUUGAAUAGAGCGACGCAAAAGUUUUUAAACGUUAAAUUUCAAGUGUGAAAUUGUAAAACUAGAAAGCUCAAAUUGCAACAGCAGCUGAAAAUUACAAGUGAAAAAGUAAGACUAGUGCACCAAAAAAAUGGAAAAAAGAAUAGAACUAGAAAGACGCGCACGAAAAGCGAAUCAGAUCACAGAAUUGAAUCUGGAUAAUUGCCGGAGUACAAGUAUCGUUGGCCUUACAGAUGAAUACACUGCGCUGGAAUCACUGAGCUUAAUCAAUGUUGGUUUAACCACACUAAAAGGUUUCCCCAAGUUGCCCAAUCUGAAAAAACUGGAACUUUCAGACAACAGAAUAUCAAACGGCCUCAACUACUUGACAACAAGUCCCAAAUUACAAUACCUUAACCUGUCGGGCAAUAAAAUUAAGGAUCUGGAAACACUUAAACCAUUGGAAGAAUUUAAGCAUCUCGCCGUGUUAGACCUAUUUAAUAACGAAGCUACACAAAUUGAAAAUUACCGUGAGAAAAUAUUUGAAAUGGUGAAAUCCCUAAAAUUCCUCGAUGGUUUCGAUGCGAAUGAUGUGGAAGCACCCUCUGAUGGCGAGGAUGAUGAUGAAGUUAACUUAAACGACGACGAGGAGGAAGGUGAGGACAAACAAAACAAGUUUUGUUUAAAUGGUAUUGAAAUUGAUUUGGAUGAGUUGGAAGACUUUGAGCGGCGUGUAAAAGCGAAGAAACAGCUCCAAGACACAACAGCCACAAAAAAUCAAAAAGCUGCUGAUGAAAUUGAUGAUUUAGAUGAGUUGUUGAAGGAAAUAAAAUUGAAAGACGCUGCGUCCAAUUCUGCCUGUGAUAAGACGUCGACAGCCGCACCCCAAUCCCCAGAUACAAGAAUGGAUAUGCCAUCGACGGGUGACGGUGCCUGCAACAACACAGGCGUUAAUGUAGCCAAUGCUCCCCCAUUGCCUUUUGCUCUUAUACUCUAUUGGUUUUUAGCGAUUUUAAAUCUGGCAAAUGCCUCAUUUUAUUCCUGUGAUGAGGAGGACUAUGGCAGUUCAUAUGUAUCUACAUCUGAUGUUUCGUUAUCGGAGGUGUACAAUGAAGAUCUGGAAGAGGAUAACUCCGAGUGGGAUGAAGAGAAUGCAGUCGAAGAUGAAGACGAAGAUACCGACGAUGAUGAUACUGAUGGAGAGGGAGAUGGUGAGGGGAAUGUGUCUGCCAAGGCUGCUGCAGGCAAGGAAAAGUCUACAUCAAACUCCGCCGCCGCAAAAGCAGAUGCUGCCGAUGCAGACAACAAAAACGCCGCCGAAGAAGCUGCUGAAGAGGAGCCGCAGGCUCGGGGAAAGAAAAGAAAGCAUGACGGUUAAGCAGUGUUGUAUAAAGACGACGCAUCAUCGUAGCAUUUGUUUACAAAACUCCAAUUAACGUUUUUCUACUAUCUUAAUUUAACAAAACAAAACAAAGCAGAAACAACAACAAAAUUUUCUCUAUCAGUUUAUACACAAUUGAAAAGCGCAAAAAAAAUAACAGAAAUGUUAGAUCAAGUAAUACAAUAAAUAUUGUAAACACAGCAAUUAAUAUUAUUCAAAGGAAAAUAUUAUAUAUUUGCGAGUAAUAGCAGUAACCACACUCACACUACUACAAAACAAUAUAUAUAACAGCCAGCCACAUUCAAACCAAUAUAUAAAAUUACAACACUUUGGUGGCGCGAAAAUUAUGUGGGCAUAGAGAGGGGAAGACGUAGAAAGCCAUGUAAUCCACGGAAACCAUCGAAAAGCCGUAAUGAAAUGAUACAAGUUUGCUUUCAAUAGAACUUCUACAACAACACCGGCAUUGCAAACAGCAGAGUUAGAAACAAAAGAGUACAUAAUAAUUAUUAUAUAAAAGUUAUUAUAAUAGUGAUUAUUUUAAGCAUGACCUAUAUAAGGAAGUAAAAAAGCAAGAAAAAAGCGAAAAAUGUAAAGUUUGCAUUAAAGAUAAACACCAACAACCGUACCCACUCAAUGGCGUCUGCAAAGCGACAAGGAGGGCCGGGAAAUGUUUUAUUAAUAUUAAGCAUUUCUUUCUUCGUAGAUCUAUAGAUUAUUGGCGCCUCAAACAAUUAACCUUGAAAUGCAAAUAAAUUGAGUAUAUAUAAAUCAAAAAAUAUCCGGGUAACAAGUAGUGACGUCAGCUGUCAUAAUAUAAAAAUUGUUUAUUGUUUAGUAGCAUUAAUUAGUUACUUAUACAGUAAGUUUAUUAAUAUACAUACAUACCAACAACAACAACAACAACAAAAAAGCGGGAGGCGUAAACUCUGCUUCCUUGAGAGAGAUGUUUUCAGAUUUUUUGUUUGUGACUUGGCGCAAGGGAUUAUAUACAUACAUAAUUCAUAUACAAACGACCAUAGAUGAGAUAGUAUUUUCGCAUUGUUUACUUUUAUCCAAAUUGAACAUAGACAGCAAGAGAAUUAAUGUAGAUUGUGAAUGCCACAAUUGUAUUUAUACGUUGUUUUUGUAAAAUUUCACAUUUAUAACAAUUUCUUUAAAAUUUGGUAUUUUCGGUCUUAUUGACAAUACAUUAUUCUCAAACAAUACA
Messenger RNA from Anastrepha ludens (Mexican fruit fly), 3313 nucleotides. It is a transcript of the gene Mapmodulin, whose product is annotated as acidic leucine-rich nuclear phosphoprotein 32 family member A. The transcript has 9 exons. Gene Ontology annotation, molecular function: histone binding. Bases 877 to 2103 code for a protein of 408 amino acids. Gene Ontology annotation, cellular component: nucleus. NCBI's taxonomy places the organism in Eukaryota, Metazoa, Arthropoda, Insecta, Diptera, Tephritidae. The record is from RefSeq and is a predicted model, not a curated record.